Molecule: messenger RNA, 4493 nt
Organism: Mandrillus leucophaeus (drill)
Lineage: Eukaryota; Metazoa; Chordata; Mammalia; Primates; Cercopithecidae
Gene: AGO4
Product: argonaute RISC catalytic component 4
Exons: 18
Coding region: 276-2660 (794 amino acids)
Molecular function (GO): protein binding; RNA binding
Source: RefSeq, a predicted model, not a curated record
AUUCCCGUGGUGCCUUCCGGCUAUACGGAGAGGGACGCGCCGUUGGGUGUGUGGUGCUGGAUGAAGGGAUGAAGGAGGACUGCUGCCUCUAAGGACCUCCGGCUAGCCUGUUUCAGCCACCUCGUCGUCCUGGCCUUGGAACUGUUGGAAAACCAAUUCGACUGUUAGCCAAUCAUUUUCAGGUUCAGAUUCCUAAAAUAGAUGUGUAUCACUAUGAUGUGGAUAUUAAGCCUGAAAAACGGCCUCGUAGAGUCAACAGGGAGGUAGUAGAUACAAUGGUGCGGCACUUCAAGAUGCAAAUAUUUGGUGAUCGGCAGCCUGGGUAUGAUGGCAAAAGAAACAUGUACACAGCGCAUCCACUACCAAUCGGACGGGAUAGGGUUGAUAUGGAGGUGACUCUUCCAGGCGAAGGUAAAGACCAAACCUUUAAAGUGUCUGUUCAGUGGGUGUCAGUUGUGAGCCUUCAGUUGCUUUUAGAAGCUUUGGCUGGGCACUUGAAUGAAGUCCCAGAUGACUCAGUACAAGCACUCGAUGUUAUCACAAGACACCUUCCCUCCAUGAGGUACACCCCAGUGGGCCGUUCCUUUUUCUCACCCCCUGAAGGUUACUACCACCCUCUGGGAGGGGGAAGGGAGGUCUGGUUUGGUUUUCAUCAGUCUGUGAGACCUGCCAUGUGGAAUAUGAUGCUCAACAUUGAUGUAUCUGCAACUGCUUUCUACCGGGCUCAGCCUAUCAUUGAGUUCAUGUGUGAGGUUUUAGACAUUCAGAACAUCAAUGAACAGACCAAACCUCUAACAGACUCCCAGCGUGUCAAGUUUACCAAAGAAAUCAGAGGUCUCAAAGUUGAGGUGACCCACUGCGGACAGAUGAAACGAAAAUACCGAGUUUGUAAUGUGACUAGACGGCCAGCCAGUCAUCAAACUUUUCCUUUGCAGCUAGAAAACGGUCAAGCUAUGGAAUGUACAGUAGCUCAAUAUUUUAAGCAAAAGUAUAGUCUGCAGCUGAAAUACCCCCAUCUUCCCUGUCUCCAAGUGGGACAAGAACAAAAGCAUACAUACUUGCCACUUGAGGUCUGUAAUAUAGUGGCAGGACAGCGAUGUAUCAAGAAGCUCACAGACAAUCAGACUUCCACAAUGAUCAAAGCUACAGCAAGAUCUGCUCCUGACAGACAGGAAGAGAUCAGUAGACUGGUGAAGAGCAACAGUAUGGUGGGUGGACCUGAUCCAUACCUUAAAGAAUUUGGUAUUGUUGUCCACAAUGAAAUGACAGAGCUCACAGGCAGGGUACUUCCAGCACCAAUGCUGCAAUAUGGAGGCCGGAAUAAAACAGUAGCCACACCCAACCAGGGUGUCUGGGACAUGCGAGGAAAGCAGUUUUAUGCUGGCAUUGAAAUUAAAGUUUGGGCAGUUGCUUGUUUUGCACCUCAGAAACAAUGUAGGGAAGAUUUACUAAAGAGUUUCACUGACCAACUGCGUAAAAUCUCUAAGGAUGCAGGAAUGCCCAUCCAGGGUCAGCCAUGCUUCUGCAAGUAUGCACAAGGUGCAGACAGUGUGGAGCCUAUGUUUAAACAUCUGAAAAUGACUUAUGUGGGCCUACAGCUAAUAGUGGUUAUCCUGCCUGGAAAGACACCAGUAUAUGCGGAGGUGAAACGUGUUGGAGAUACCCUUCUAGGUAUGGCCACACAGUGUGUCCAAGUAAAAAAUGUAGUGAAGACCUCACCUCAAACCCUUUCCAAUCUUUGCCUGAAGAUAAAUGCAAAACUUGGAGGAAUUAACAAUGUGCUUGUGCCUCAUCAAAGGCCCUCGGUGUUCCAGCAGCCUGUCAUCUUCCUGGGAGCGGAUGUCACACACCCCCCAGCAGGGGAUGGGAAGAAGCCUUCCAUUGCUGCUGUGGUUGGCAGUAUGGAUGGCCACCCCAGCCGGUAUUGUGCCACCGUUCGGGUGCAGACUUCCCGGCAGGAGAUCUCCCAAGAGCUCCUCUACAGUCAAGAGGUCAUCCAGGACCUGACUAACAUGGUUCGAGAGCUGCUGAUUCAGUUCUACAAAUCCACACGCUUCAAACCCACUCGGAUAAUCUAUUACCGUGGAGGGGUAUCUGAGGGACAAAUGAAGCAGGUAGCUUGGCCAGAACUAAUAGCAAUUCGAAAGGCAUGUAUUAGCUUGGAAGAAGAUUACCGGCCAGGAAUAACAUAUAUUGUGGUGCAAAAAAGACAUCACACACGACUCUUCUGUGCAGAUAAAACAGAAAGGGUAGGGAAAAGUGGCAAUGUACCAGCAGGCACUACAGUGGAUAGUACCAUCACACAUCCAUCUGAGUUUGACUUUUACCUCUGUAGUCAUGCAGGAAUUCAGGGAACUAGCCGUCCCUCACAUUACCAGGUCUUGUGGGAUGACAACUGCUUCACUGCAGAUGAACUCCAGCUACUGACUUACCAGCUGUGUCACACCUAUGUGAGGUGCACUCGCUCAGUCUCUAUUCCAGCCCCUGCAUAUUAUGCCCGGCUUGUAGCAUUUAGGGCAAGGUAUCAUCUGGUGGAUAAAGAUCAUGACAGUGCGGAAGGCAGUCAUGUGUCAGGACAGAGCAACGGCCGGGAUCCUCAGGCCUUGGCUAAGGCUGUGCAAAUCCACCAUGAUACCCAGCACACGAUGUAUUUUGCCUGAGAGUCUCAGAAAAAGAACUCAACCAAUUUGGCACCCCAUGCAGCCUCAAAAUGUUUCAAAUGCCUACCGCCUCUAGAUCGAGCCAAGUUGACUUCAGGUGGUCUUCUACCAGCAGCUCGGAAUAGUUGCACUGAAUCUAUACUUUGCAGCACUGUCUGAUGCGUCAACAAAAUUGAGCCAUUUUUUUAAAGUAAUAGAUACUCAUAGAUUAUCUUUUCUGAUGCACUGGACUGAAUUUUUACCUCAAUGUGCAAAGGCUGAUCAGCCUGAACUUUCUAAAGGACUUUACAAGAAGGGUUUCUAUGGAAUAUUUUGCUAGCUGUGGUGUUCACCGCAUCCCUCUAGUCUUAGAAAAGAAGAUUAUUCCUUUUUUCUGUAGUCAUUGAGUGGGGUGUAUGCAUAAGUGGGAGAGAAAAACCAAACAAUCUACUUCAGUUCAGUGUAACUAUUUAAUUGUGUGGGUCCAUAGACUUUUUAAUGAAGAUUUCUGACUUUGCCACUGUAAAUGCCUUUAAUGAGCAUUAAUUUUUGAAAGUUUGUUACAGAGUUUUAUUAGUUUUACUACUUUAUCUUAUUGCUCUCUGCAGACUUGUGCUGGUGCAAGUACACGCUGCCAGGCAAUUUGCACUAUAUUUGGCUGCAGAUUCAAACAGGCAGUUCUCUUAUUUGGUCGACUUUUGUGAAUGUGUGACAUAAACAGAUGUAAUGCAUGUCACAGUGACAGAGAUAACACUGCCAUGAUAAAAGUACUCAUGUUUCCCCCAUUUGAAAAAAAAAAUUGCUUUUAGUAUUUUUCCAAGUUUUCAAAAGUGCCCAUUUUAUGCUGCUGUGUGGUUUGUUAGAUCUAAAUGAUUUUUAAACUUUUCUCAUAGAAACUUAACUUUGGCAAUAAACAUUUUUUAAGGUCUCUCCUCUUCCUUCCCCAACAAUGUAGUUUUCUAGAUGAGACUUCGGUAUGAUUUUAUCAGCUAUUUCUUAUAUAUCAUAAUCUGGCAAUUUCUGAAACCAAUCAGAAAAGACAUAUAUUUCCAUGCCUUUUUAAAGAAUUAUUUUUACCUGUUUUAUAUUCACAGUUGGUGUCCUGUCACUUUGUUUUAAAAUAAGCUAGAACCAGGAUGCUUCCUUAUUGGAAAGGCUUUGCCAGUCCUUAAGGUACAUUGAGUGAUGCUGCAACUUGCAAAAAUGUACCAGCAUUUAAAAUUUCUUUUCCUGGGAAUCAAGGUAACUCACACGACUACUUGCAGUACAAAUUUUUUGCUUCUCUUUCGACCUGAAAUGUACUUGGUGGGUUUUCCUUCCUUUUAUUAAACUAAAACUGUGUGGAAAAGGUUGAUUUUUCUUAAUAGAUUCUGAAUUCCACUCACAGGGAGAUGGGAUUCCUUUCUUGUCCCAACAAAGGGAGUUGCUCUAAAGCGAGCAUCAGUUAAAAUGUAGGGGAAAAUGUAUUCUGUAUGUAGUGUAGAUAAUACUUUGUGAACGGACAACAGUUACAUAGUGUCUUGGUAGCUCCAGCCAGUGUUUCCCAGCCCAGAGUUUACUGACUUGUAAUUCUCUAUCCGGGACAUCAGGAGUGAGGGAUGGAAAAGGGGAUAAAAGGCCUGGAGCCACACUCCAUAUGGCUGAGGAAGGCGCUAGGGAAAGAGAUAGACACAAUGGGGUAAAAACAAUUUUGCCUCCCCUGCCUGGCAACUGCUGGUGGGGAAAUGAUGGUGAAGGGUGUUUGCUAGAACUCAUGAGACGUUUCAAAUCUCGUAAACUAGCCUUCUCAAAAUCCCAGCAAUAUAAAGCACUGUUUUUCUUCAGUCAUUUAAAUAAACUUGUAAAUACAUUGAA